AUGCCCCACGGCGCGUCUGCCAGCACCUCGCGCAAUUGGGAGCCCACGCCGGCUGCCGCCCAAGCUGAAGGCCCUCCGUCAAAGCGCGAUCUGACCUCCUGGUGGAGGCAGUUCAAACGGGGGAACGCAAAGAGGGAAGAAGAUAAGGGUACUAUCAAGUACGCGAACGUGGCCAUCUCCCUUCUCAACGAGGAAGGCCAGAGCUAUAUCUACGGCUAUGUGCCCAUCGUCGUGGCCAAGUGCGGUGUUUUCCUGAAAGAGAAAGCGGUGGACAUCGAAGGUAUCUUUCGCCUAAGCGGGUCCGAAAAGCGCAUCAAAGAGCUCAGAGAGGCUUUCAACUCACCCGACAGAUAUGGAAAAGGCCUAGACUGGACGGGCUAUACGGUUCACGAUGCUGCUAACAUCCUGCGCCGAUACUUCAACACGCUUCCUGAACCGAUCAUCCCUCUGGAGUUCUACGAGUCUUUUAGGCGGCCGCUACGCAACCACCAAGCCCAAGCUGUCGGCCAGAUCGAAGGCCAGGGCCCGUCGGAAGGAGAGUUCGAUAUUGAUGCGGCGAUCAAACGGUACCAAAAGCUCAUCACCGAGCUGCCGCCGCUCAACCGUCAACUGUUGUUGUACAUCCUCGACCUGCUGGCCGUCUUCGCGUCAAAGUCCGACUUCAACAAGAUGACGACGCCCAAUCUUGCGGCCAUCUUCCAGCCGGGCAUCCUCUCUCACCCAAGCCACGACAUGGCACCGCCGGAAUACCGUUUGAGCCAGGAUGUCUUGAUCUUCCUAAUUGAAAACCAGGACAACUUCCUUAUUGGCAUGCAGGGUACGGCGGCCGAUGCGAAAACAGUUGAAGAGGUGGAGAGCGGACCCUCGACUCCUGUCGGAAGGGCUCCUACAACGCCCAGCCGAGCCAAGACAACUAUUGGAAGUCUCAUCGAAAAGAUCCAGGGCCUCAGGGAACGUGGCGCCAAGCCCAGUCACUCCGUCUUUCACCCCCAGUUCUGGAUCCGGCGUCCACAGAAGUAA
Molecule: messenger RNA, 1020 nt
Organism: Aplosporella prunicola CBS 121167
Lineage: Eukaryota; Fungi; Ascomycota; Dothideomycetes; Botryosphaeriales; Aplosporellaceae
Exons: 4
Coding region: 1-1020 (339 amino acids)
Biological process (GO): activation of GTPase activity; regulation of fungal-type cell wall organization; signal transduction
Cellular component (GO): cell cortex
Molecular function (GO): GTPase activator activity
Source: RefSeq, a predicted model, not a curated record